Messenger RNA from Colletotrichum acutatum, 708 nucleotides. RefSeq lists its product as uncharacterized. The record is from RefSeq and is a predicted model, not a curated record. Bases 1 to 708 code for a protein of 235 amino acids. NCBI's taxonomy places the organism in Eukaryota, Fungi, Ascomycota, Sordariomycetes, Glomerellales, Glomerellaceae. The transcript has a single exon.
AUGAGCAUUGCCAACAUUCAAGACGACCCGGUCGCGUCUGAUCGAACAGCUUUUGACUCGGAGCAUCAACCAGCAACUAGGUCCACGCCACCUAUCUACAACAUUCCGAGUCCCAAUUGUACCCACAGUGGCAAAACCUUCGCGCAGCAACGAGCUGAAGGAUUCAUUGACUACUUCUGCGACAAGAAGGAGUGGUGGAAUUAUAUCUUCGCUCCUCCCAUCUCACUCGGGCUUGAUCAUACGAGUGAUGGCCGCAAAAAGAUGGCCGCUGCUGGGGCGGGGUAUUCCAUCCCGGGAACCGGCGAUUCGGUAUGGAUAGGGCUCAGAUUCUCUCGCGAUUCAUGCUCGGGAUUCUUUCCAUUUACCCUCGGAAAUACCGACGGUGAGAAGGCAGACCACUGCAAAAAGCGCUUUCGAGCCAUACUGAAUGGCUGUGGAACGGAUACAGUCACUACAAAGAAAGAGGGCAUGUUGGUCGAUGGAUGCCGGGUAUAUCAGAUAGCCGUCGCCGCAAAUAAUCCUUUCACUGUGGAUGAGUUGUAUAAAGAUCAAGGAGACUUGAUUUGCAAAGACAAUGACAAGAGCUUGAAGGGAACUUGUAUCUGCAACUACGCUGGUUAUCCUGGGCUUACUGAUGUCUUUGAGCGACCUGCGAGUAACUCGUGCGAGGCUGGGGAUGUUGACUUGAAGAAACUAGUCAUCAAUUAG